This is a messenger RNA of Juglans regia (Persian walnut), 1168 nucleotides long. RefSeq names its product calmodulin-like protein 3. The record is from RefSeq and is a predicted model, not a curated record. Lineage: Eukaryota; Viridiplantae; Streptophyta; Magnoliopsida; Fagales; Juglandaceae. Bases 321 to 773 code for a protein of 150 amino acids. Gene Ontology annotation, molecular function: calcium ion binding. The transcript has a single exon.
AGCUCAAUUGCUCUAACAUGGAUCCAAUGUCCUCCCAAUUCUCUCUCUUCCUCCCUAUUUAAGUACCCCAAAUUUCUCUCCAGGCUUUUCUCAACAAUACCAAGAGGCAAACAGCAUCCCACCACACAAUCUCUCUCUCUCUCUCUCUCUUUCGUUUCCCCAACUAUUUUGCUAACCAUUUUCUUCCUUUCCUCAAACUCCUUGAUUUUCUCGUCCUCUCUUUUAUCGUCAAGGUUCUUGUUAUUAACAAAACAUUGACAACAUCGUUGUUAUUGUCAUCUUUACCACCACUUGUAUUAUCUUCUCGUAUUGAGAAGAUAAUGGAUUCCGUAGAGCUAAAGCGUGUAUUUCAAUUGUUCGAUCGAAAUGGAGAUGGACGUAUCACGAAAAAAGAAUUGAAUGACUCGUUGGAUAACUUGGGUAUCUUUAUCCCGGAUAAAGAGUUAACCCAAAUGAUCGAGAAAAUUGACGUCAAUGGAGAUGGUUGCGUGGAUAUUGAUGAAUUUGGAGAAUUGUACCAAACGAUAAUCGAGGAGCGAGAUGAGGAGGAGGACAUGAAGGAUGCUUUCAAAGUGUUUGAUCAAAAUGGUGAUGGAUUUAUCACCGUCGAUGAAUUAAGGUCGGUUUUAACCUCUCUUGGGCUUAAACAAGGUAGGGCCUUGGAGGAUUGCAAGAAAAUGAUAAUGAAGGUGGAUGUGGAUGGAGAUGGUAUGGUAAAUUAUAAGGAGUUUAAGCAAAUGAUGAAGGGGGGUGGGUUUAGUGCGUUGGGAUAACACUGUUAACAUUUGGGUUUGAGAGGGUCCAGUGUAGGUUGUUGAAGCUUGCAUCUAUUUGGAAAUUUUAUGUACUCCUCUCCUUUGUACAUUGUGCGCACGUGACAUCAUUCUAUUGGUUCUUGCCGGGAAUAUGCAUUUAUCCCACAUUCCGAUCAAUUGAAGGCAUGGAUGGCCAUUGGACUGUGAGCACAUGUCGGACACAGUGGCUAAUAUAGAUUUUUUUUUCCCCCGGAAAGGGAAGGAAAGGGAGUAAGAAGGUAAUGGGAAAGUGAAACCAUAUCACCAAAAAACGAGACUGUGUUUUAUAUGUGAGUUUUGUUAUGUAUUGGACAUUGUAAGAUUGGGUUUGGUUUGGUUGUUUUUCUCCUAUUGCUUUGUGUUAUUUUUCCCAA